GAAAUAUCAUAACUGGUAACAUAUCUUACUAAAUUCAAUUCUUGCUAAAUUAUGUUCAGCAUCAUUUAGCAUUUGCAGUUUUAUAGCUAAAUUAGAUUUCAGUACAUCUAUUACACUAAGCACUUACAGUUAUUCAGUAUUAUUUUCUUUACAUUUCAGCAAAACAAUGAACUUCUUUUCUAAGAAUGCAUACUCAACAAUGAAAAUCCCAAAUAUGAUACUAUAUGGUUUACCAGAACUAUAAUAUGCCAGGUGCUACAUGAUAUGGAAAAUAGCGGUAUGAUCCAUUACUUCCCAAGUUUUCAUCAUCCAAUCAUAUCAGAUGAAGAUAUCACUCCUGAUAAUGAUUCAUAUAAAUGUAGUGUUUUACGAUCAAACCGUUCUAUUUUGGUGUUAUCAGGGAAAUUUGAGGGAAUACCUGAUAAUUUAACAAUAAAUGUUGUAACCUGGUUGCUGAUUUUGAUAAUUUUUACAUUCCUGAGGAAAAGAGCAUGGGAUUAUGGCAGAAUUGCUCUAGUACAGAAGAAUGAUCAGAGAUGGACACAGUUAUUCUAUGGUGAAGGCACUGCUUCUUCACAAAGAAUGAAUAGUGAAGAAAGUUCUAUAGAUUCUGUUGAAAUAGCCUUACAUAUGGACAAGGGCAUUUGUUCAUGGUUAAGAGCCAUUUUCCUCAUAAAAGAUGAUCAGAUUUUGAAAAGGAAUGGCCCAGAUGCUAUUCAGUAUUUAUCAUUUCAAAGGCAUAUUAUUGUCUUUUUAGCUAUAAUAUGUGUUAUAUGUUUAACUGUAGUCCUGCCUGUAAAUUAUCAAGGAGAUCUAGUUGAUGAAGAUAGUAGAUUUGCUCGGACAACAUUAAGUAAUCUGGAUCCUGCGUCAUCCUACUUAUGGGUCCACGUUGGUUGUUCCUUUCUUUUCCUGUUAUUGGGUAUAAUUGUGAUGAAGCACUUUUCUGUGAAUUUAAAGCUCAGUGAUAAUGAGAGUUUGGUUAAUCGAACAUUGUUAAUAUCAAAUGUGCCUAAAGAUCUUUGCGAAGAGAGCAUUUUGAUGCAGCAUUUCCAGGAAGCAUAUCCUGAAUGUAGCAUUGAAAAAGUUCAUCUUGCUUAUGAUGUUAGAACUUUAACAAAGUUAGAUGCUGAAAGGGAAACAUCUACUCAUGCAAGAUUGUAUUGUGAAAAUGUGUUGAAGGAAACUGGCAUACGGCCGAAAAUGAGGCCUUAUGCUUGUGGAAACAUAUGCAUUUGUUGUAGAUGUGAGCAGGUUGAUGCUUUAGAUUAUUAUGCUGAAGAGGAGCAUGCCUUAGCCACUGCAGUUGAUAGACAGAGAUCUGUUUCUUUAUUAAAACCAGUUGGAAUUGCAUUUGUUACAUUAAAAACUGAAGAAAUGGCUGAAAGAGUGUAUAAAGAUCACCAAAAGCGUUGUCAGUGUUCUACCAGCCCACCAUCUUCAAGUUAUGCUCGUCAGUUAAAUCCGUACAAUUGGAAUGUUGAUUUUGCACCUCCACCUGAAGAUAUAUUUUGGGAAAAUCUGAGUGUCAGUAAAAGUCUUUGGUAUAGCAGAGCUUUUACUACUAAUUUUGCUUUGUUUAUUUUAUUCUUCUUCUUAACAACACCUACAAUUGUAUUAAGUUACUUAGACGUCCUCUACACUCCUGCUGUGAAGAAAAUUGUUAGAGAGACACCUGUGCUUAAAGAUUUCUUCUCAACCCUGAUGUUAUUGCUGUUUUCAUCUUUAUUGCCUGUCAUUGUUUCAUACUCUGAUAGAUUCAUGCCACAUUGGACAAGGUCAUCUCGUAAUCAUUCAAAAAUGUUAAGAACUUUCAUUUUCUUACUUUUUAUGGUUGUCAUCUUACCCCUGCUUCAGUUGACCAGUGUGAAGGCCUUGUUAGAAUGGAGUAUUAGGAGAGGUGAAACGUAUCGAUGGAAAUGUGUGUUUUUAUCAGGGAAUGGUGCUUUUUUUGUAAAUUAUGUAAUUACAGCUAGUUUCAUUGGUACUGCACUGGAUCUCAUUCGUUUUCCCGAGUUGUUUAUGUAUGUUUUCUAUAUAUGUUUCUCCCGGUCACGUGCUGAGCAAGCUGGUUUACGCAAAGCAAUUAUGUGGGAGUUUGAAUUUGGUGUCCAGUAUGCCUAUUUUCUUCUUAUAUUUUCAGUAGUUAUUAUUUACAGUGUAUUAUGUCCUCUGAUUGCUCCAUUUGGUAAGUUUUUGUAUCUUUAUGCGUUUAUCAUUUACAAAAUAUAUUAUAAUUUGUUUACUUCGAAGUAUUUUACUAUUUAAGCUAAAAUGUAGAAGAAAUACACCAAAAUUGU
This is a messenger RNA of Stegodyphus dumicola, 2300 nucleotides long. RefSeq names its product transmembrane protein 63 (gene Tmem63). Lineage: Eukaryota; Metazoa; Arthropoda; Arachnida; Araneae; Eresidae. Gene Ontology annotation, cellular component: plasma membrane. The record is from RefSeq and is a predicted model, not a curated record. Gene Ontology annotation, molecular function: calcium-activated cation channel activity.